AUGUCGGAAUUCCUGGAUGUCUACUGGCAGGCGCCGCCUGUUGCAAGAACAUUUGCGACAGCCGCUUUCGUCACGUCCUUGUCCGUCCUUUUGGGCAUCGUGAAGGCCUACUGGUUCAUCUUCCUGCCGGACUUCCUUUUCCAAUUCCCGCCUCAGAUAUGGCGAUUCGGGACCAACUUCCUGAUCACCGGCCCCCAGCUCGGCUUGCUCUUUGACACGUACUUCCUGUACACGUACCUCACUGCCCUCGAGGUCGGCAACCCCAGGUUCGCCAGACGCGAGGAUGUCAUAUGGUAUCUCAUGUUUGUGUGCACUGUCAUCACGCGGUUCCUGGAAAUGAGGAAGAUUACCCUCACGGCGCGACCAGUCCAUUUCGCUUUACAGGACUUGGCUUGUGGCGUGGGCGUGGUGGGAUGUCUUAAUGGAUGGCUCGUGUAA
Colletotrichum spaethianum is the source of this 438-nucleotide messenger RNA. Its product is annotated as derlin-2. Gene Ontology annotation, molecular function: misfolded protein binding; ubiquitin-specific protease binding. Gene Ontology annotation, biological process: endoplasmic reticulum unfolded protein response. The transcript has 3 exons. NCBI's taxonomy places the organism in Eukaryota, Fungi, Ascomycota, Sordariomycetes, Glomerellales, Glomerellaceae. Bases 1 to 438 code for a protein of 145 amino acids. The record is from RefSeq and is a predicted model, not a curated record. Gene Ontology annotation, cellular component: Hrd1p ubiquitin ligase ERAD-L complex; endoplasmic reticulum membrane.